Molecule: messenger RNA, 1805 nt
Organism: Monopterus albus (swamp eel)
Lineage: Eukaryota; Metazoa; Chordata; Actinopteri; Synbranchiformes; Synbranchidae
Product: palmitoleoyl-protein carboxylesterase notum1a
Exons: 11
Coding region: 285-1775 (496 amino acids)
Biological process (GO): protein depalmitoleylation; negative regulation of canonical Wnt signaling pathway
Molecular function (GO): palmitoleyl hydrolase activity
Source: RefSeq, a predicted model, not a curated record
UGUGCGCUUGGUCCAGCAGCUUGUACUUUGGGCUAUAGAUGGGCGAACAGUUAUAGCUGCACUCUUUGCAAGUUUAAGAUUUAUGCAGAUAAUUCAACGUAUGGUUGCUUCUCACCUCACGGGACUUUUUAUUUCAGUUCAAAUUAGAUGUGUGCGUUUCUGGGAGCGAACAAGUGUAUUUUAAACGGUGCGUAACAGUCGUUUCUUUCUCAGCUCCAUCAGUAACAUUUGGUUUCCCUAACGAGACGCUGCAUUUGGAGGAAGGACAUCUAACAGUGGAUAAGAUGACAGCGAUCAGAAUGGUUUCAUCAGUGCUACUGCUGGUGUUGGUGCAGUCCGGAGGUCUUUGCGCACGGAGGUUCCGGGGUGGCCGUAACCCACAACCACGACGGGCACCGCCUAAUCCGACAUACCGGGCAGAUCGGGGUGACACCACAGAGAGCUUCCCUUUGGAUUUCACCGCCGUGGAGGAAAACAUGGAUAACUUCAUGACACAAGUCAAGAAUCUUGCGCAAUCCCUGUACCCGUGUUCAGCGCAGAAGCUGGACUACGACAUGAAGCUGAAUUUUUUGGAGAAUACAUCAGUCACCUGCAACGACGGAAGUCCUGCGGGAUACUACCUGAAAGAAUCUAGAGGCAGCAGACGGUGGCUGAUAUUCUUAGAGGGUGGCUGGUACUGCUUCAACAAGGAGAACUGUGAUAGCCGAUAUGAGACCAUGAGGAGACUGAUGAGCUCGUCCAAAUGGCCACAAACUAAAACAGGCACGGGGAUCCUGUCUCCUCUGCCUGAGGAAAACCCUCACUGGUGGAAUGCCAACAUGGUGUUCAUCCCAUACUGCUCCAGUGAUGUAUGGAGUGGUGCUACAGCCAAAACAGAUCAAAGUGGCUAUGCCUUCAUGGGCUCACUGAUCAUUCAGGAGGUCGUGAAAGACCUGUUAAACAAAGGUCUGGAUAAUGCCAAGGUCCUCCUACUAGCAGGAAGCAGUGCUGGUGGUACUGGGGUUCUGCUGAAUGUGGACCGUGUGGCAGAGCUACUGGAGGGAUUAGGGUACACUGGGAUACAAGUUCGAGGUUUGUCUGAUUCUGGCUGGUUCCUGGACAACAAGCAGUACCACUGCACCGACUGUGUGGACACUGUCGGCUGUGCUCCCACUGAGACCAUCAAGAGAGGCAUCAAGUAUUGGGGAGGAGUGGUACCAGAGAGGUGCAAGCAGACCCAUGCAGCAGAGGAGUGGAACUGUUUCUUUGGAUACAGAGUCUUCCCAUCAAUAAAAAGCCCUGUCUUUGUGGUGCAGUGGCUUUUUGAUGAGGCCCAGCUGACAGUGGACAACAUCCAGCUAACAGGCCAGCCUGUGCAGGAAGGCCAGUGGCGCUACAUCCAAAACCUGGGCAUAGAGCUGAGGAACACACUCAAAGAUGUCCCGGCUAUGUUCGCUCCAGCAUGCCUCUCUCAUGAAGUUAUUACCAGAAAUUACUGGAUUGAUGUGCAGGUGAAAGGCACCUCCUUGCCCCGAGCACUGCACUGUUGGGACCGGAGCCUCCACGACAACAGGAACAACAAGGCUCCACCCAAAGGUUGCCCUGUGCAUUUGAUUGACAGCUGCCCAUGGCCACACUGCAACCCCACCUGUCCGACCAUUCGAGACCAGUUCACAGGACAGGAGAUGAACGUCAUUCAGUUCCUCAUGCACAUGGGCUUUGAUGUGCAGAAGAUGGCCCAGCAGCAGGGUAUGGACCCCAGCAAGUUACUGGGCAUGCUCAGCAGCGGCAGCUAAAGGGACAUGCACACUCAGUAUCUCCAAGCU